Messenger RNA from Melanotaenia boesemani (Boeseman's rainbowfish), 1423 nucleotides. RefSeq names its product uracil phosphoribosyltransferase (FUR1) homolog (S. cerevisiae) (gene uprt). The transcript has 7 exons. The record is from RefSeq and is a predicted model, not a curated record. Lineage: Eukaryota; Metazoa; Chordata; Actinopteri; Atheriniformes; Melanotaeniidae. Bases 321 to 1091 code for a protein of 256 amino acids.
ACACGCCGGCUACGUAAUUUCCGGCCUUCAUUAACGGUUAGAGCGUAAGCGCUAGCAAGGAGACAGCCCAGUUGAAAGCCACGUUUUGGGAAAUAACAGCUCUUAAACUGUCUGUAACGGAGCGUGGAUACAGAUUUUUGUUAACUUGGUCGUAAUGGAUGUUGUCUGUACAAUAACUGCGUAAAUCGUAAAAGAAAGUGUUGAAGCCAAAAGAAGAGCACGUUGUCUCCGUUGUCAGACAGUGGGUUAGUUAAGUGUAGCGGUCGGAGUUGAAAAGCUAACUGGCUUUAGCACAGAAACCUUUUCAUCUCGUACUCAGGAUGCCAUGCCACAACCAGCAGCUGAACAAUGUCAGCAGUGGCCAGGAACACCCAAUGAAGCAAGUACGGUUUGCAAACAGCAGCAGCAGUGUGCCCGCAGUAUUGACCAACUCUGAAUCAAGUGAUGUCUCCGCACAAGCUGUCAACCAAGAUAACCUGGGAUCUCAACUUAAACUGCUUCCUCUGAACGACCAGAUCCGUGAAUUACAGACAAUAAUCAGAGACAAGACAACCAGCAGAGGAGAUUUUGUUUUCUGCGCAGACCGAUUGAUCCGACUAGUAGUUGAAGAAGGCUUGAAUCAGCUUCCCUACUCGGAGUGCACCGUGACCACUCCAACAGGGUACAAGUAUGAUGGUGUUAAAUUUGAAAGAGGCAACUGUGGGGUUAGCAUUAUGAGGAGUGGUGAGGCUAUGGAGCAAGGUCUCAGGGAUUGCUGCCGCUCUAUCCGCAUCGGAAAGAUCCUCAUCCAAAGCGAUGAGGAGACACAGAAAGCAAAGGUCUACUAUGCUAAGUUCCCCCCUGAUGUGUACAGAAGAAAAGUGCUGCUCAUGUACCCCAUACUAAGUACAGGGAACACUGUAAUUGAAGCGGUGAGGGUGCUGAUAGAGCAUGGAGUCCAGCCCAGACAUAUUAUACUUCUCAGCCUGUUCUCCACACCUCAUGGAGCAAAAUCUAUCAUCCAGGAGUUUCCAGAUAUCACUAUCUUGACAACAGAGGUUCAUCCAGUGGCUCCAACGCAUUUUGGACAAAGGUAUUUUGGCACAGACUAAACCGAGGACAACCUGAGGAACAUGAUCAGCAAAAUGCUUUGGGUAUAUGGUUUUUUUUUUUGUAUACUUUGUCUUGUAUUUCAUGUUCUCCUUGUUGUGCCAAAUACUGCUACUUAACAAAUUUCCUAAACUGUCAAAAUUAUUAAUGUGAUUGUUUAUAUUUAUCGCUUUUCUGCUGUGUAUGCUCAUGUUGUAGAACAGAAACUGCAGAGUUAGACAUGGAUAAUUUUAUUUUGCAUGUUACAACAACUGAUGGAUCAAUAAAGAAUUUAUAUUUGUUUACAGACAAAACAACAAAUCAAAGUGUGUCAGUAUUUUUGGUAAAAAAAAAA